GAAAUCCCAACUUUGUGGGGACAUUCUGGCAAACUUCAAUGAGAACAGCCAGCAAAUCAAGUUUGUGAGAGGUCCGGCGGCCAAUGCCACGCAGGAGCAGCUAGACGUGCUGGCGACGGCUGGGCGCGGUGACAUGGUCCCUACUGCCGUCGGGUUCAAGGCCGUGAAGAAGGAUGAAGAAUGGCAGCGUGUAACGCAAGCUAUUUGCCGUGGCGAUCGAGCCACGCUAAUCACGUGGACUCACGACGGCAAGGACGAAUCCCAGAAGGCGGAGCUUUGUCCGACAGGCACUGUUCCAGUGCAAGGAAGGGGCUACAUGUCCUUCGCGUGCGAUGGCCAUGUCAUCAAAGAGAGGCGCUACCAUUGCUGCAACGUGAACGGCCAACUGCAUUGCUCGCCGAGUUUGGUGGAUGCCACGUCCAUGGACCCACCAUGUGACUGCCACCAGAAUGAUGUGGCUGCAGUCAAGGCGAUCUUGAUGCCAGCAUUCCUGAGAGCAGCCUCGCCUUUCUUCUGCCUCUGCUUGGCCAUCGGAGAAAACGGCGAGCGAAAGCUCAAGAAUUUCUGUGAGCUGAGCCGACCCAGCUUCUCCGCAGUGGCUGUCGCCUUGACAAAAACUUCCAUUUCGACAGACGGCAAGGUACUUGACCUUGCCAGCGCCAAGAAUCAGAUCGAGUCAGCGGCGGAGGGGCUCGAUAUUCAGUGGAUCGAAGCUGACGCUGACGGACAUGGGGUUAUCUCAAAUUUUGAGCUGCCCCUGGUGGAAUUCGCGGAAUCCGCGCGAGCGCCAGCUGCGGAUUUACUGCGCCGGUCAGUCGCAACCUCUUUGCGUCAGACUUGUGACGGAGGCCAUCUCUGGCCAGCCGGCAAGUUGCUGGUGACCCGGACGCAGUGGGAUGUAAUCUUUGCGAAGACCGUGGCCGAGCUUUUGCUGAGACCUCUACCUCUGGGCCAGGAGUUGGCCCAGCUGCUGUCAAAAUCCGCGCGCGUCCUGGAGCUUGGAUCAGGCCCUGCGCUGCCGAGUAUUUGUCUGAGCUGCGUUGGCCACGACUGUAUCGCCACAGAUCUGCCCCAGGCCAUACCCAUGCUGACAGCGAAUGCCAGCGCCAAUGCAGCAGCGAUCCAGCGAAGUGGGGGCCGACUGGCUGUUCUUCCUCUUGACCUCGGCGACGUCAGCACAGUGCCAGACGUGGUCAAUCAUUUCGAUUUGGUCAUUGCGUCGGAUAUUUGCUACGAUCCUGUGUUAUACACCCCGUUGCUGGCAACGCUGCGAUCCCUGUCGUUUAGACACUUCCUUGUCGCAGUUGUUCAACGUCCAGACCUGGGAGAGGAGACCUUCGAGAACUUCUGCAAAGACGAAGAUAUCCCGCUGCAGCUGCGCUACACGGCUCUUCCUCCUGCCAGCGACCAAGACCUUGCAGCCAGUGCCAGCUGUGUGAUCUUUAGGUGGGAAGGAGCCGUUCACGUCCAAAGGCUGCAGAUCCGGACUGCUUUCAAUCUCAGGAACUACGGCGGAGACUACAGGCUCCAAAGCCGGCAGUGGUACGGCCCCUGGCCCGGGUCAGGGCCUACCUGCAGAGUGAUAGACGUGCUGACAGAUGGCUGCAAAAGCGGUGAUGUCAGCCCGAGUCAACUCCCAGGCGGUUCCCAGAAAGAGGGCAAGGGAACUCCAGGAGCCUCCAGCGGGCCAAGCCGAGCUCACACGGCAGGCUUUCGAUUCGGUGGCCAGGGAUGCUCCCAAGCAGCGAAGGCGAUGCUCGUUCCACCAGCUCUUGCAGGGCCGGAAGCAGAGGUGCGGUCCACGCUUGAGGCAGCGAAAUUAUCCGGUGGGACUGAUGGUUGCCGUCAGGUGCUGAAGAGGAUGCUGCUGCGCUGGCAUCCAGACAAAGCGCUCCAGGGAGAGUCUGCCGAGGCGAAAGCAGCCCAGGCGGAGUCAACACGAGUGCUGCGCUUCAUCCUGCAGGAGAGAGAUCGGUUGGGCCUCUAA
Molecule: messenger RNA, 1987 nt
Organism: Symbiodinium sp. CCMP2456
Lineage: Eukaryota; Dinophyceae; Suessiales; Symbiodiniaceae
Source: the annotation of a GenBank genome assembly